Messenger RNA from Jaculus jaculus (lesser Egyptian jerboa), 952 nucleotides. It is a transcript of the gene Chmp2a, whose product is annotated as charged multivesicular body protein 2A. Gene Ontology annotation, biological process: protein transport; endosome transport via multivesicular body sorting pathway; late endosome to vacuole transport. The transcript is spliced from 6 exons. Gene Ontology annotation, cellular component: ESCRT III complex; multivesicular body. Bases 206 to 874 code for a protein of 222 amino acids. NCBI's taxonomy places the organism in Eukaryota, Metazoa, Chordata, Mammalia, Rodentia, Dipodidae. The record is from RefSeq and is a predicted model, not a curated record.
GGAUGUGGGUGGGGCGUGUGACGUCGGGUCGCUUGGUCCGGAAACAGCGGCGGCUAAGGAGGCUACCGAGCGGAGGGGCCUUCGUUGGUGGGCCAGCGCCAGGUAUCCGAAAGAGGGGGCGUGACCCGGAAGCGGAAGCAGGCCCGCGUGUCAGUCCCGCUAGGCUUGCCAUCUGUCCCACGCCUGCCAGGGAACUCCUACCAUCAUGGACCUCUUGUUUGGACGCCGGAAGACACCAGAGGAGCUCCUGCGACAGAACCAGCGGGCCCUAAACCGAGCCAUGAGGGAGCUGGACCGGGAGCGACAGAAGCUGGAGACCCAGGAGAAGAAAAUCAUUGCAGACAUCAAAAAGAUGGCCAAGCAAGGCCAAAUGGACGCUGUCCGCAUUAUGGCGAAAGAUCUGGUACGCACCCGACGCUAUGUACGCAAGUUUGUGUUGAUGCGGGCCAACAUUCAGGCUGUGUCCCUCAAGAUACAGACUCUGAAAUCCAACAACUCGAUGGCACAAGCUAUGAAGGGUGUCACCAAGGCCAUGGGCACCAUGAACAGACAGUUGAAACUGCCCCAGAUCCAGAAGAUCAUGAUGGAGUUUGAACGGCAGGCAGAGAUUAUGGACAUGAAGGAAGAGAUGAUGAAUGAUGCCAUUGAUGAUGCCAUGGGUGACGAGGAAGAUGAAGAAGAGAGUGAUGCUGUUGUAUCCCAAGUCCUGGAUGAGCUGGGACUGAGCCUAACAGAUGAGCUAUCAAACCUUCCUUCCACUGGAGGCUCACUCAGUGUGGCUGCUGGUGGGAAAAAAGCAGAGGCCACAGCUUCUGCACUGGCUGACGCUGAUGCAGACUUGGAGGAAAGACUCAAGAACCUGCGAAGGGACUGACUGCUCCCCUGCCCAGCAGCAGUGGAUGACAAGGAUCUUUCUCCUGUUCCCCCUGUAAUAAAGAAAUUUAGACCCCAA